AUGCCAGAAAACGGUGAAUCGAGAGGAGGAGUUGGCGAUGCUCCAAACGAAGACGAUGACAUUGAUCCUAUUGACAGUGGAGGCUCAAGAGGAGCUCCUAGUCAGCGAGGCGGCUUCCGGAACAUCGUCCGACGCAUUCAGCUGGCCGCCGAGUUCAACCGACUGUCAAAGGCUAAUCGUGAAAAGGAUGAUUGCUUCGAAGAGGAUGACUUAAAACGGCGCAAGUCUCGACUAGCCCAUCGUCGCAUCAGCGGUCAGUCGUCCCUCGAUCGAAGCUCUUGUUUGAGCUUUUCUCAAGGCAGUAACAAGCUGCUCGGUGAAACCUCCUCUGAGAAGCAUUUUACUGAGGGCGAAAUAAAGUUUCCCAAUGACGACAGCUUCCACGAUCAGGCAAAGCCUUUUGUGGUUAUCAAGGCGAACAUUCUCAAAACAGGCAUUGCUCGCGUUUUCAAGGACUCCUGGCAGCUGGACGUGCCGAAGAUCAUCACCUACGUCAUCACCAGCAAGUCUCAGAAGUGCCAGUGGAGUAACAAGAAGCAGAUUGAGCACUUCCAAGCGGGAAUCACCAAGGCAGCCAUGUCUACGAACAUGUGGAUCUUCACCAAUGGACUGAAUUGCGGACCAACAAACUACAUCUGCUCGGCAAUUGAAAAUGAACUCAAGAAGAACCGAUUGAAGCGAACGCUGGAUAACUACCCUCUUCUCUUUGGAUUCGCCUUUGCCGAUGAUUUGAUUUACGGUGACAAGUUCAAUGAAACGAGCAAUUUUCAGACCACCCUUUGCCUGAACAACCUGGGCUAUCCUAGAGAGGGGAAAUUUGAGCUGAAUCCGCAUCACUCACACUUCAUUAUUGCUAAAAAUGACAACAGCAGUAGUAGUAGCAGUAGCAGCAGCAUCGAUGAUCAGAACAGCAUCACACUGAAGGCCAUUCAGAUGCUCGUCAAGAGUGAGGAGUUUUAUCAGAUUUGCAACAAAGAUUCAAAGUGCUCCGUCGAAGUGCCCCUCGUGUCGCUGCUGAUCGAAGGUGGGCCCGAGUCGAUGGCCUCGGUGCUGACGCUGAUCAAGCAGGGCUCAGUGGUGGUGGUGCUGCGAGGCAGCGGCGGCCUCUCCGACCUCAUCGCCUCCACCUACUACCGCCUGUGGGAGGCAUUCUCUGAGGACGCCUACGCCUGGGACGCCGACUUUGUGGAGGAGCACGUCAGGCCGGUGCUGGGUGCCAAGAUAGCCUCUCGUUUCGAUUUUGACCUAAUCCUCGACUGGAACUGCGCCCAGGUGGCAAAGAAUCUGCUCUUCUCCCAGCAGAACAAUACACUGAACAUUACCGAGCAAUUCAGGAGCAAGUUCACCGCCAUACUGACGCGUGAAAAUCGGGAACCCUUUGUCGAUCUGUUUCUGGCGCAGGGCUUUCAGCUGCACCGCUAUCUGACGCCCUCACGACUAAGUCGACUCUUCAGGCACAUCCACGAUGACGACUUUUUUCAUACGGUGUGCUGGGAGUCUGCUUUUGGAAAGUCUUCCACGGCCAAGCAGGGCAAGUACUUCAUUGAGGGUGACCUGAACUGGCUGAUUAUGUUUUGCACUGGCCUGGAGAGUUAUGUGAAGACUGUGGAUCUAAAUGAGAGCUCACACGGCAACUACAAACACGUCGACUCGCUGGCUGCCGAGCGGAAGGCGCUGACGCUGAUCACCAUUUGGGCAGUGAUGGCGAAUCGCUACGAGCUGGUGAAGGUACUGUGGAAGUACUCCGACCACCCGGUGCACACUGCUCUGCUCAUUUCGAUGUUCUACGAGCGAUUGUCCUACAACGUCAUGGACAUCAACACCAAGGCGGAGAUGAAGGUGAAGGCGGUGGAGUUUGCGGCGCACGCCAACGGCGUUCUCGACAAGUGCUACAACGAGGACAUCAGCCAGGCGUACAAUGUGCUGAGAGAGUCUACCGUCGACUACGACUACAUGACGGCGGUGGACCUUGCCGCCAGUGCUCAGCUGAAGCAGUUCAUGGCCCAUCCCUGCUGUCAGAAGUGGCUGACCACCACCUUCCAGGGGCACAUUCGACUACGCGAGAUCACCUGGGGCUUNGCGCUUCAAGGAAGAUGA
Molecule: messenger RNA, 2097 nt
Organism: Rhagoletis zephyria (snowberry fruit fly)
Lineage: Eukaryota; Metazoa; Arthropoda; Insecta; Diptera; Tephritidae
Product: transient receptor potential cation channel subfamily M member 8-like
Biological process (GO): monoatomic cation transmembrane transport; metal ion transport
Cellular component (GO): plasma membrane
Molecular function (GO): monoatomic cation channel activity
Source: RefSeq, a predicted model, not a curated record